AUGGCCUGGGGUCUCCCGACCUGGCUGGGCGGCUCUGCCUCCUCGAAUCCCUCUCUCCCGCAGUCAUCGAACCUUCCGCCGCGAUCCAAAGACGGCGGCUACGUGGCCCCCGACCGCACCUCUCGCGAACAGUGCUACGAGUCCCGCGACAUUUUCUUCCAGUGCCUGGACCGGCAUGACAUCUUGGACGCCGUCAAGGAGGAUGAGAAGGCCCGGAAGGUCUGCCCGACAGAGGUGGCUGCGUACGAGAAGGACUGUGCGAGAAGCUGGAUCAAAUAUUUCAAGGAGAAGAGAGUCGUCGACUACAAGCGAGAUCGCACGUUAGAGCAGAUUGCCAAGGAAGAUGCCGAGGCGGCUGCAAAGGCAAAAUCCGAGAGAAGAGGCAAGUCAUGGUUUGGUUGA
Molecule: messenger RNA, 402 nt
Organism: Fonsecaea erecta
Lineage: Eukaryota; Fungi; Ascomycota; Eurotiomycetes; Chaetothyriales; Herpotrichiellaceae
Exons: 2
Coding region: 1-402 (133 amino acids)
Biological process (GO): mitochondrial respiratory chain complex IV assembly
Cellular component (GO): mitochondrion; mitochondrial intermembrane space; respiratory chain complex IV
Source: RefSeq, a predicted model, not a curated record